This is a messenger RNA of Cavia porcellus (domestic guinea pig), 660 nucleotides long. RefSeq names its product histone H1.8-like. The transcript has a single exon. The record is from RefSeq and is a predicted model, not a curated record. The coding region runs from base 31 to 660 and encodes 209 amino acids. Gene Ontology annotation, cellular component: nucleosome. Gene Ontology annotation, biological process: nucleosome assembly. Gene Ontology annotation, molecular function: DNA binding. Lineage: Eukaryota; Metazoa; Chordata; Mammalia; Rodentia; Caviidae.
CGGAGGUGGUCAUUUAUAAGUGUCCUUCAGAUGGCUCCUGGGAGCAUCACCAAUUACUCUUCUUCCUCCUCUUCCUCUUCCUCCUCUUCCACAGCAGGGCCAGCAGAGCCCCCUGAGUAUGGAAAGCCAGGCCCGACCUCAAACAGGGUCAUGGUGACCUGUCGCCACCCCACAGUGCUGCGCAUGGUGCUGGAGGCCCUCCAGGCAGGGGAACAGCGCCGGGGCACCUCAGUGGCAGUCAUCAAGCUCUACAUCCUGCACAAGUACCCCACAGUCGAUGUCACCUGCUUCACGUACCUACUGAAGCAGGCCCUUGCCACAGGCAUGCGCUGUGGCCUCCUUGCCAGGCCCAUCAACUCCAAGGCCAGGGGUGCCACUGGCAGCUUCAAGCUUGUCCCCAAGCGUCAGAAGAAGCUGCAGUGCAGUAGGAAAAGUACUCGGACAGGGCCUGCUGGCUCCAGCAAGAAAAAGAUUGCAGAACCAUGUGAAGCAAGGGCUCCCCGCAAACAAGCCAAAGCCCUAGAGACAGCCCCUCAGGGAGGCUGCAAGGCGAAAGGCACUGGGCCACAGCAGGUUGUAGCCAAGAAGGACACCCCCCCCCAAAGUCAGCUGGGGCUUCCUCAACUGUUCACAAGCUUGGCAGGAAGCCCAAGGUCCUAG